Messenger RNA from Beta vulgaris subsp. vulgaris (sugar beet), 1731 nucleotides. RefSeq lists its product as hypothetical. Gene Ontology annotation, cellular component: transcription regulator complex; PcG protein complex. Bases 226 to 1344 code for a protein of 372 amino acids. The record is from RefSeq and is a predicted model, not a curated record. Gene Ontology annotation, biological process: regulation of transcription by RNA polymerase II. The transcript has 6 exons. Gene Ontology annotation, molecular function: RNA polymerase II cis-regulatory region sequence-specific DNA binding; DNA-binding transcription factor activity, RNA polymerase II-specific. Lineage: Eukaryota; Viridiplantae; Streptophyta; Magnoliopsida; Caryophyllales; Amaranthaceae.
GCUGCGUUAGUUCUGUUCUCCCUCCUGCGUUAGUUUUCUCUACUGGAGGUCGUGCGUGGCUCGCUGUUCGCGGUUCGUGUGGCUGUCUGAACCGGUAAAGUUCGGUUCGCUAGAGUUGAAAUCCGUCACAACUCGGGCGAACCGAACCCUAACCCUAAUAAAUCCUCAUCACUAAAUUCAUUGAUCGUAAAUUCGUAAUUGCCAAUUUUGCAAUACAGAAAGGACAUGGAGAUUCAUAUGUCGCAGAAUUUGUUCGACAGACGCCCAAUUAUGAAAUCCAAAACUCCAGCUACUAAAUGGGUGAAAGAAUGGGUUCCCCAAGACGUUGUGGCAACCGGAGGGAAAUGCUAUCUUCAAAAAUGGAUUACAGAGGAUGCGUUGAAGGCUUUGAAAGAGAAGACAAAAGAACCGGAGGCACCAGAGCCAGAACCUGAACCAACAACGGAGGUUCUUUUCCUCUGCAGCUAUGAUGGUUGCGGAAAGACUUUUAUUGAUGCUGGGGCUUUGAGGAAACAUUCCCAUAUCCAUGGAGAGAGGCAAUAUGUUUGUCACUAUGAGGGAUGUGGAAAGAAAUUUUUGGACAGUUCAAAGUUGAAGAGGCACUUUCUCAUCCAUACUGGCGAGAGAGAUUUUGUUUGUCCCCACGAGGGCUGUGGCAAGGCAUUCUCCCUGGAUUUCAAUUUGAGAUCCCACAUGAAAACACAUUCCCAAGAAAAUUAUCACAUCUGUCCGUACCCUGACUGUGGCAAGAGAUAUGCACAUGAAUAUAAGCUUAAAAAUCAUAUUGCAUCUCACCAUGAAAAGAAUUCAGCUGAAGUGACAAAAUACACUCCUCCUGUGGAGAAGCCUGUAAAAACCCCCAAGCCUGCUGCUGCUGGAGCGUAUUCGGCAUCCUCUGACAGGCCUUAUACUUGCCCUUAUGAAGGAUGUGACAAGGCUUACAUCCACGAGUAUAAGUUGAACCUCCAUCUGAGGAGAGAACAUCCUGGUCAUUAUGCAGAAGAAGCUCCCAAGACUGCACAACCUAGCAAUGUCGACAAUGAGAUGGAUGAAGCUAGUGACCAAGAUGCGUAUGUCUCUAAACGCUCAAUUGCAAAGAACUUAAAACACAGUAAGCCUAAGCCAAAUAUAAAAUUACCUCCGUCAAAGAUGUCACAACGUAAAGGCUCUGGUGUCUCUCCAGCUCAAUUAAAUGUGGUUAAAAAACCAUGGCCAAUCAAAGAGGAGGUAUAUGAGGAAGAAGAUAGUGAAGAAACAGAAGAAGACUGUGACAAUGGUGAAGAUGGAUGGAGGUACCGGGAAAAUAACGAUGAUGACGACGAGGAGACAGAGUACGAGGAUUAACAGUGAAGGAAUCUGACAUUUCAUUACACCCUCUUUGUACUACUGAGCUCCCCGUGGUCUUUUUUUGUCACACUUCAGUUCACUACUUCACUGUAACAGAAAACAGAGUGGAAGAAUAUAGUUGUUAACUUGUUACUUUCUCCAUUUCAAAAUAGAUAGCUACACUUUCGAAAAAUAGGUGUUUCAUAUUAGAUGCAUCACUUUCUUUUUGGGAAAUAAAUCCUCUCUAUCUCUCUUCUAUUACAUUGGUCCUUAUUUUUCUUUCUCUCUAUCUCUCUUCUCUCCGAAAAUUGCCUAAAAGUCUGUGUUUUAGAAAGAGUUGUAUCUAUUUGAAACGGAGGAAGUAUUUAAUUUUUCCAUAUCUAAUAUAUUUAAGUGUUCAUCUAA